Messenger RNA from Nicotiana tabacum (common tobacco), 2155 nucleotides. RefSeq names its product NAC domain-containing protein 17-like. The record is from RefSeq and is a predicted model, not a curated record. Gene Ontology annotation, biological process: regulation of DNA-templated transcription. Gene Ontology annotation, molecular function: DNA binding. NCBI's taxonomy places the organism in Eukaryota, Viridiplantae, Streptophyta, Magnoliopsida, Solanales, Solanaceae.
UAUUUCUUAUUUGACCAAUCAACUCUACACUCCCACCUCUUAGGGUCAUUCUCCUCAAUUGACCCUUCUCAAUUUCAUCUUUCUAGGGUUUCCGUUUUUCACUUUUUCCUCUACAAUCACAGCCACAUAUUCAUAUAUACAGUGUAAUUCUAUUGAUUUUUUGAAGAAAAAAUGAAGCUUUUGGUGGAUUCAUCAACCCCGUCAUCAUCAUCAGCUUGUAAAGAGAUUAAGGUUUUUGGUGAAAGUAAUAUUUUUCCACCUGGGUUUAGGUUUCACCCGACAGAUGAGGAGCUUGUUGUGUACUACUUGAAGAGGAAGAUCUGUCGGCGCCGGAUCUUGCUUGAUGCUAUUGCUGAGACUGACGUGUACAAGUGGGAUCCUGAGGAUUUGCCUGAUUUGUCCAAGUUAAAAACUGGAGACAGGCAGUGGUUCUUCUUUAGUCCCAGAGAGAGAAAAUAUCCCAAUGGAGCACGGUCAAACAGGGCAACAAAGCACGGAUAUUGGAAAGCUACUGGAAAGGAUCGUAUUAUUACAUGCAACUCUCGUGCAGUUGGAGUCAAGAAGACACUUGUCUUUUAUAAAGGCCGAGCACCUGUAGGUGAACGGACAGAUUGGGUGAUGCAUGAAUAUACCAUGGAUGAAGAAGAGCUGAAAAGAUGUAAGAAUGCACAGGACUACUAUGCACUUUACAAGGUCUUUAAGAAGAGCGGGCCUGGCCCCAAGAAUGGUGAGCAAUAUGGUGCAUAUUUUAGAGAGGAGGACUGGGUUGAUGAUGAGUGUCCAGUAGCCGAAGUCUCUGUUCAGCAGGAGAAUUCCACAAAGCACGUUAAUGAAGUUCCAGCUGCUGCUGAUGAUGCACUUGAGGAACUGCUGAAACGUAUUGCAGAUGAUGAGCAUGUGCUUCUUGAGCCUUUCUUUGUAGAUAACGACUAUGCAUUGGAUCAGCUUGUACAAGAGGAAGAUACUGAAAGUACCUUGUUAGAUCAGUCCUCAAUGGAAGUUAAUUUGUACAAUCAUUGUGCUGUUGUUGGCCCAAGCUGCCAGCAGUAUAAUGCGAACACAAGCUUUGACCUGACACAAUCAGGCACAUCACAAUUGCAGUUGCACGAGGCAGCAGAGGUCUCAUCUGCUCCUGUGAAUCCUGAAAAGGUGCUACCUGCGGUGGAAGAGGAUUUCCUGGAAGACUUUCUGGAGAUGGAUGAUCUUCUUGGUCCAGAACCGAGUGUUCAAAACUUCGAUGAUUCAGCGCUCUCUAUUCAAAACUUUGAUAAUCAAACACCAAAUGGUCAAAUCUUCGACAAGCCUGCUGGAAACCUGGGGACUGUGCAGUUUGAUGACUUCGAUGGCUUAGGAGAGUUUGACCUGUAUCAUGAUGCACACUUGCUUCUUGAUAAUGAGGGGACAUCGGUGGGGCAAAAUGCUGAACUAUAUAUGAACAACUUUGUGAAUGGGAUUGCAUACCCAGAUUCCACUACAUACAUGAGCACUUUCCAAAAUGGCAUGAUGAACAACCGGCAGAUGCACUUGAAUCAUGAAAACCAGAUAAACCAUCAAUUAUGGAGGCAUGACGAAAGUUUCAACGUCUUUAACCCCAUUGAAGGAGACCAAUCAGUUGUUCAUCAAGCAACUUCAGAUGGAUGGUAUUGAAUAACCAUGUCAUCUUCAGCAUGGCAAGAACUCUUUUGCCCAAGUGGAAAUGGGGGAGUUUGAGCCAGCUUCAAGAGCUCUUCUGCUGUUAAUAUAUUGGUGCUAGAUUUUAUUCUAACUUUAGCAAGUUCUGGCAAUGUUUAGGUGUGGUAUAUGAUAAUAAUACAAAUCAUCCUGUGGGCGCAAAUCAAAAUCCAAUAGCCAAAAAGAAUGAUGGUGCACAAUCGUGGAUCUCCUCUAAUUUGUGGGCUUUCGUGGAUUCUAUACCCACCACACCUGCUUCAGCUGCUGAAAGUGCUCUAGUUAACAGGGCCUUUGAGCGUAUGUCUAGCUUUAGUAGGAUGAAAUUAAAUGCCAGGAACAUGAAUGUUGCUGCAGGUAAUACCUCUGCAGCUUCAAGUAGUUCGGGCAAAUCCAAAAAUGGAUUUUUUUGUUUUUCUUUACUUGGAGUACUUUGUGCAAUCUUGUGGGUGUUAAUAGGAAUUUCUGAUAAAAUCCUGGGGAGAUA